Messenger RNA from Xylaria bambusicola, 1677 nucleotides. RefSeq lists its product as uncharacterized. The transcript has a single exon. Bases 608 to 1546 code for a protein of 312 amino acids. Gene Ontology annotation, molecular function: acyltransferase activity, transferring groups other than amino-acyl groups. Lineage: Eukaryota; Fungi; Ascomycota; Sordariomycetes; Xylariales; Xylariaceae. The record is from RefSeq and is a predicted model, not a curated record.
AAAGCGGAUCCCGGAGCUGUACCGGUGCCGAAUAGAUUAGGCGGCUCUCAAUCCGGAUUCGGGUCCGUCUCGAUGACUAGCUUGGUUUAGUCUUACACGUAUACUUACCGCUGGGUGGCGUUUUCUUUGCAUGAUCCUCAAGGUAAAUGACAGGAACAAGCUCCCAACUUCAAAUUGGAAGGUUUUCUCCUUCACAUACUCAUUUAAAUCUCACAUCGAACAGAGCCUUUACCCAACAUUCUGGACGUUUGCAAGACAUUCACGUCACAUCCCGCUAUCACCUCCCAAACUAGCAAAGUCCCACAUAAUCGUGUAACGGCCCGCGUGUUCCUGCCUCAAAAGUUAAUUUAUAUAAAGGCAAGGAAAGCACUGCCGUCUGAAAACCCAAUCAUCUGCUGUUCAACUUGGCUUUCAGGCUUUCCCCAAUCGACUAGUUAAUUUUACUCUACUUGUCUAUAUUCCCAUCAGUUUCCUUAGCCCCUUGAUCACAUCGCCACACCUUUCAUUAGUAUCACAGCUAGUUCAAAUCACACCAUUAAACGACCCGCUCAACAGCAAGGCCUCAAUCGUUGCCUAAGACUAUUGCGCGGAGCUGGGGUUUUUUACCAUGGGAACUCCAUUCAUAACACAUUUGGAACCAUGCAGGUUGGAUGGGUACAACCCCAAGCUACCCCAUGAUCAGCAGCCAUCACACAUCCCCAUAGCCUACAGAGAUGCGAUGAGCGUCAGGGAAGCGGUGUUCGUGAAAGAGCAAGGUUGUCCACUGGAGAAUGAGCACGAUUCUGACGACGCUCGAUCCUGUCACUGGGUCAUGUAUGCAUCGGUCAGAAUGACGACGACGCCAGAGGUACGCGAUCCGGCAACGAACCUCGUCAUCCAGAAACGCUGCUCCGAGACCCGGACCAUGCCCAUUGGCACGCUACGCAUCGUUCCGUUCCCACACCCGCCACACCCGCCGGACGGUGCCCGCUACGUGGGCGGUGUGCUGCAGGAAGAUAACAACUCUUCUAGCAACGGGGCUGCCAACAAGGCUAACGGUCAGUCCAGCGGGGAAAGCAAAACACCUGGCAACAACCUCGACGGUACGGCAGCAGAUCCUCCACAACGCCAUCGAGCCUUUAGCUUAGCUGAUCAGCGUCGAAUGUCUGACCCUUUCCCGUUCGGCGCGGACAGACAGACGGAGUUCCACAAUGGCAAGGAACCAUACGUCAAGCUAGGGCGAAUGGCGGUCUUGCCCGAAUUCCGCGGCCACAAGAUUGCUGUGCAGCUAUGGAAUGCGGCAAAGCGGUGGCUGCAAGAGAAUCCGACGUACUUCAACCCAAGCGUCAAAGAGUUAGGUAUGGACACAAUGCAAGUCGACCAAGCGGGUGACAUUCCUAAAUGGAAUGGCCUCGUCUGUGUGCAUGCACAGGAGGCUGUAGCCAAGGUUUACGAGCGCUGGGGCUUCAAGAUCGAUAGGGGUAUGGGAAGGUUUUAUGAGGAGGGUAUUCCUCAUAUUGGCAUGUUCCAGCGGCUGGAGGUCAAGUCUACCGUUCCAACGAUAUGACUGAGUCGUGGACGAGGAGAAAUCACCAUAUGGGGUACUAUGUCCGUAAUUAGAGUUGGCUUUAUCUUGCCACCUCAACACAUGCUAUGCAGUACACAGGUAGUGGUGACAUAUUGUGGAUUCAUUCAGGA